CCCGGGGCAGGCGUGGCGUGCUAUGUGUGCGCCGCUGUGGUCUGGUGUUUGGGUCCCAAGCUCUUGACUUGCGGCAGAGUCGUGCUGUAGGCUGGGAUGUUACAGGCUGUUGGAGCUGGGGAUGAGGAAGAGGAGCAUGCGGAAGAGGACUGUCCUGAAUUGGUUCCCAUUGAGACGAAGCAAAGAGAGGAGGAGGAAAAGUCUGAGUCCGGCGCCAAGAUCCCAGUUACAAUUAUCACCGGGUAUUUAGGUGCUGGGAAGACAACACUUCUAAACUAUAUUUUGACAGAACAACAUAGCAAAAGAAUAGCAGUUAUUUUAAAUGAAUUUGGGGAAGGAAGUGCGGUGGAGAAAUCCUUAGCUGUCAGCCAAGGUGGAGAGCUCUAUGAGGAGUGGCUGGAACUUGGAAACGGUUGCCUCUGCUGUUCAGUGAAGUGAGGAAUGUGUUUACUAUAUGCUUUUGGUUUACUAGAAAUGUUUAUCAAUUAUAUUUCCAGCUUUGAUUUUCUUGUGUAAAUUUAACUGAAUUUAUACAGUUUGCUUCAUUGUAUUUUCAAAUAGAAAAUAAAUUUAUUAGGAUGUAUUUUCUUAAA
This is a messenger RNA of Lemur catta (Ring-tailed lemur), 593 nucleotides long. It is a transcript of the gene ZNG1C, whose product is annotated as COBW domain containing 3. The coding region runs from base 97 to 438 and encodes 113 amino acids. The record is from RefSeq and is a predicted model, not a curated record. Lineage: Eukaryota; Metazoa; Chordata; Mammalia; Primates; Lemuridae. The transcript has 3 exons. Gene Ontology annotation, cellular component: cytoplasm.